UUUGUUAUUACUUUUUAGUUUUAACAAUAGUUGAAAAUUCAAUAUUUAUUAAUUAAGUAAAUAAAUAGUUGACCACCACUGACGAGUACUAAAUGCUAAUAAUAAAUUACUGUAAUUAUGUAAAUGUAAAAUAAAAAGAAUGUGCAAAAUAAAAUUUAGAUUAAUGUUAUAUGUAAUAGAUAUUAUUUAGAUGACAUCAUUUCUGUACCUAUACAGCUAAACCACCUACUUAAGUCAGUAUUACAUGUAUAAAAGUAUCAUUAGUUUUCAAAUAUUGUUCAUCAAUAACAUUAAACAUAUACAAUGAGUAAAGUCAAACCAAGAAAAGCUAUGGUUUUUGAAGAUAAACUAGAAAAUUUUAGUCCAAAGCGAAAGAAACAUGGUUUACAUGUACCUAAAGCCGUACCUUCCACGAUUGGUGAUAGGCUGAACAUAGCAAUUUUGUUAUUUCUGUACACAUUACAAGGUGUACCACUUGGACUUUCAGCAGCUAUACCAAUAAUAAUGCAGAAGAAACAUAUAACUUACAAAGAACAGGCCCAAUUUAGCUUUUCUACAUGGCCAUUUAGUUUAAAACUAUUAUGGGCACCUAUAGUUGAUUCUAUAUUUUGGCCAAAGUUUGGUAGAAGAAAAACCUGGCUUGUUCCUGUACAAUAUUUGAUUGGUUUUUUUCUGUUAUUUUUGGCAAUGAACAUCAAUGAUUGGCUGGUGUUUACAGAAAAUCCAAACACUACUUUUUUGACAUUAAUGUUUUUUUGUUUGAACUUCCUAGCAGCUACACAAGAUAUUGCUGUUGAUGGUUGGGCAUUAACAAUGUUAAGAAAAGAAAAUGUAGGAUAUGCUUCAACAUGUAAUAGUGUAGGACAAACAAUAGGUGCUUUUCUUGGCUAUGUUGUGUUUAUAACAUUAGAAUCACCUACUUUUUGUAAUAAAUGGCUACGAUUUACUGAGAGUACAGAGGGUUUAAUCACAUUACAAGGUUUUUUAUAUUUUUGGGGUUAUACAUUUAUGAUUGCUACAACAUUGGUAGCUAUAUUUAAACAUGAAAAAGACCAAUCAUCUCAACAUGAUAGCCUUGAUUUAAAUUUAUAUCAAACAUAUAAACUUCUUGGAGAUAUCAUGAAAUUACCAAGCGUUAAAAGCCUAUCAAUAGUAUUACUUACUGCUAAGAUAGGAUUUAGUGCAAUCGAUGUUGUUUCUAGUUUAAAAAUCAUUGAUAAAGGUAUUCCUAAAGAUGAUAUUGCUUUGAUUGGACUAUUAUCAAUACCACUCCAAAUCAUUAUACCAGUAUUGAUAACUAAGUACACAGCUGGACCUAAACCGAUGAAUGUAUAUUUAAAAUCUAUACCAUACAGAUUAUUAAUUGGUAUUGUCAUUGCAAUUAUUGUUUACUUUACACCAUAUUUUAUUUAUCAAGAUGGCAAAGUUUCAAUGUUCUAUUAUAUAAUAGUAUUGAGUUCAUUUUUACUACAUCAGUUGACUAUGUACUCAAUGUUUGUGGCUGUAAUGGCAUUUUUUGCCCGUAUAAGUGAUCCAUUAUUUGGUGGCACUAAUAUGACUUUGUUAAACACAUUAACAAAUUUAGGAGGCGCUUGGGCUAAUACUGCUGCAUUAUGGAUGACUGAUUUUUUGACAUACAAACAGUGUUCAAACAAUGAAAAUAACAUAUGUUCUACUGAAACAGAAAUUAAUGCUUGUCAAACAUCAGAUGGAAAGUGUGAAAUUACAAUUGAUGGAUUUUAUUUGGAAACUAUUUUAUGCACAAUUUUUGGAAUAAUGUGGUAUCAAUAUUUUUCAAAAAAAAUACGUAACCUGCAAUCUAAAGACCUGAAACAUUGGCACGUUGAUGCUAAAAAAUAUUCAAAAUUAUAAAUAAAAAUAAAUUGUUGAUUAUUACUUAUUAUUCAUUUGUUAUAAAAGAAAACCAGAAUAAAUAUUUUAUUUAUUGA
Molecule: messenger RNA, 1949 nt
Organism: Rhopalosiphum padi (bird cherry-oat aphid)
Lineage: Eukaryota; Metazoa; Arthropoda; Insecta; Hemiptera; Aphididae
Product: acetyl-coenzyme A transporter 1-like
Exons: 10
Coding region: 304-1872 (522 amino acids)
Cellular component (GO): membrane
Molecular function (GO): acetyl-CoA transmembrane transporter activity
Source: RefSeq, a predicted model, not a curated record